Pongo pygmaeus (Bornean orangutan) is the source of this 1040-nucleotide messenger RNA. RefSeq names its product regulator of G protein signaling 10 (gene RGS10). Gene Ontology annotation, cellular component: cytoplasm; plasma membrane; nucleus. The record is from RefSeq and is a predicted model, not a curated record. The transcript has 5 exons. Gene Ontology annotation, molecular function: G-protein alpha-subunit binding; GTPase activator activity. Gene Ontology annotation, biological process: regulation of G protein-coupled receptor signaling pathway. The coding region runs from base 206 to 751 and encodes 181 amino acids. Lineage: Eukaryota; Metazoa; Chordata; Mammalia; Primates; Hominidae.
GGGCGCACUGAGCGCGCCACGCGGCGCCUGGCUAGGAGGAGGGCGGCGGGCGGGGACCUAGAGCUCCGGGGCGGUGCUGAGCCCGCUCCUCCUCCUUGCCCUCCUCCUCCUCCUCCUCGCCCUCCUCCUCCUCCUCCUCGCCUUCCUCUGGCUCAGCCGCCGCGCCGCCGGGCUGCUCCUGCUUCCUCCUCGGGCGCCCUCGGCGAUGUUCAACCGCGCCGUAAGCCGGCUGAGCAGGAAGCGGCCGCCGUCAGACAUCCAUGACAGUGAUGGCAGUUCCAGCAGCAGCCACCAGAGCCUCAAGAGCACAGCCAAAUGGGCGGCAUCCCUGGAGAAUCUGCUGGAAGACCCAGAAGGCGUGAAAAGAUUUAGGGAAUUUUUAAAAAAGGAAUUCAGUGAAGAAAAUGUUUUGUUUUGGCUAGCAUGUGAAGAUUUUAAGAAAAUGCAAGAUAAGACGCAGAUGCAGGAAAAGGCAAAGGAGAUCUACAUGACCUUUCUGUCCAGCAAGGCCUCAUCACAGGUCAACGUGGAGGGGCAGUCUCGGCUCAACGAGAAGAUCCUGGAAGAACCGCACCCUCUGAUGUUCCAGAAACUCCAGGACCAGAUCUUUAAUCUCAUGAAGUACGACAGCUACAGCCGCUUCUUAAAGUCUGACUUGUUUUUAAAACACAAGCGAACUGAGGAAGAGGAAGAAGAUUCGCCUGAUGCUCAAACUGCAGCUAAAAGAGCUUCCAGAAUUUAUAACACAUGAGACCCCAAAAAGCCAGGACUGGCAGCUUUAAGAAGCAAUGGAAUUUCCUCUCAGGACCGUGCCGGGUUUAUCAUUGCUUUGUUAUUUGUAAGGACUGAAAUGUACAAAACCCUUCAAUGGGAUGUGUGUUUUAUUAACUGCUUCACCAGUAAAUUUUGCAUGAUGGCUAAGCUAACAUAAAAAAAGAAUAAUAAUAACUUGGAAGUUUUAGUUCACAAAACAGAGAUUCCUUCAACACUGGACACGUCGAGCAUUUUGUAGCUUAAUUAAACCUCAUGUAAGGCCACAA